Filobasidium floriforme is the source of this 12031-nucleotide messenger RNA. RefSeq lists its product as uncharacterized. Bases 214 to 11838 code for a protein of 3874 amino acids. Gene Ontology annotation, molecular function: protein binding; transcription coregulator activity. Gene Ontology annotation, biological process: regulation of DNA-templated transcription; DNA repair. Gene Ontology annotation, cellular component: SAGA complex; NuA4 histone acetyltransferase complex; nucleus. NCBI's taxonomy places the organism in Eukaryota, Fungi, Basidiomycota, Tremellomycetes, Filobasidiales, Filobasidiaceae. The transcript has 17 exons. The record is from RefSeq and is a predicted model, not a curated record.
CUCAUAAGGGUGUUGACCGGCACUUCACGAAACUUUACGAAACCCUUGCGGUGAAGCCGAGCACAGUCGGCUCGACCGCACCGUAUUGCACGCGGAAUAACGCUCUGAAACCGUCAAAUUCAAUGAAUUAGAGAGAUCGAGCCGGAACAGGUCACCCUCGACAUCUAUCGACAGACCUGACCUCGACCGAGGAGAUAGACGACGACUUUCAACAUGGCAGGUCCGGCUUCCACUUCCGGUGGUCAGCCGUCGACGGCGGCUCCGUCUCCAGCUCCUGCGUCUGCAGGACCAAAGUCUACGCCUGCCAAUUCGACUGGGCGAGCACCUGUCGCAACCGGUUCGACUACAGGUCCAGCACAAACCGCAGCAUCGGCUAGUGCAGAGAAGCCGUCCGUUCCAGGAAAGGUUGGUGGCGAAACCGUACAGCCUGUUCGGAAACCCGUCGCAUUAGCGACUUCGGCCAGGGCUAUCUCAUCUGCGGCCGGGUCUCCGUCCACACCUACCAGCGCGAACACCUUGCCCAGUACGGCCAAUGAGGAGGUCACCGAACGAAGGAUGUUUAGGGAGCCAGGAAAGAGCUUCGGUGGACCCCUGACGAAGGAGGAAUGCGAGUUUUGGUUGAGCAAGUUGCAGGACAAACAGCUGGAUCUUAGCAAGCGAGCAAUGAUUGCCUCCGAGCUGAGGGACAGUGCCGAUGCUACGCGGGACCCUGCGGUAUAUAGCGUAUUCCUCAAUACCCUCAUCCCACCCAUCACAGCAAUGUUGCUAGAAACAGGACCUCCUGUCGUCUUUUUCAGGGAACAGCCAGAGCAGCGCUUCCGAAACACGUUAUUAGCAUUCCUGCAAAGAUUGCCACGCACUGAACCACUCAAGCCCCACGAAUCAUCCUUGAUGUCGACCGCCCUCAGUCUGCUCAAGGUGGAGAACGAGGACAACGCUCUGCUGUGUAUCAAGAUCAUCAUUGACGGAUUCCGUAGCCAUAAGGAACAAACUGAGCAACACGUUCAGCCGUUUUUGAAUCUGGUUAAGGAAAUGUAUGCAAAUAUCAAGGAAGUCGUCGAGAAGGAGUUUGGGAAACCUGGAACGGUCGAGCAGUCUGACGCUAUGCAGGGUAUCGAAUCCGCCGCACCGAUUCAGCCUCAAAGCCAGCCUGCGGCCCCUGCGGCGCCUGUUCCGCCUACUACCGCUCCUGCUGCGCCUUCCGCUUCUGCUCCUGCUGCCGGGCAUCCCCUUUCUGGAAACUUCGUGCCAGCAACUCCCUCCAGAUUGACUCCUCUGCCUCACGCUCUCCGAUCGCCAAAAGUCUUGACGGAGUGUCCCAUCGCUGUUGUCCUCAUCUUUCAAAGCUUCCGACAAGUCAUGCAAGGCGCAAUGAAGGACUUUUACCCCUUGGUUAUGGAUAGCAUCGCCUUGCAACCGGAACCCCAGAGGAAGGCUUAUCGGGCUGCCGAGGAGAAGGGUCAGAUCUUCACCGGAGUCGCCGAGGGAAUUCACAAUCGCGAGAUGUAUACCGAGAUUAUCAAGGCUCAGGUCAAGACAAUGGCUUUCUUGGCCUACGUGUUGAGGGGGAGCAUCGAUAAUAUCCGUAAUUACCUGGAUAUCUUCCCGGAAGCCUGUGUUCGACUCUUACGUGAUUGUCCGCCCGAGGAUGUGGCUACCAGAAAGGAAUUGUUGAUUGCAACGAGGCAUAUGUUGUCGUCGGAUUUCCGUACCGCUUUCGUACCUUUCAUCGAUAUGCUUCUGGACGAGAAAGUCCUGGUAGGAUCCGGUGUCACCAGCCGUGAAGCUCUGAGACCUUUGGCGUACAGCACCCUAGCGGACUUGAUCCAUCACGUGCGAAACGAUCUGUCGCUUCAACAGCUCGUGCGGGUCAUUGCAGUCUACGCCUGCAUCAGUCACGAUAGCACGUUUCCUUUCAGCAUACAGACGAUGUGCAGCAAACUCACUCAAGCGUGCAUCGAGUCGAUCUGUAACAAGGGCGACAAAGCGGAAGCCAUCUCGAUAUUGCAAGGCGUGUUGUUGACCACGGUCGAAAAGCUCAAGGCGACGUACAAGGCCUUUGAUCGGAUGAAGCAAGCUUCUAUACAGGACAAGGGCAAGAGCAAGCCCAUGGAAGAGGAACAGAUCGGUCGGCAAGGCUUUGAUGCUUACGAUUGGCGGAGCAUCGAAAGAGCGAUGCCGGUGCUUACUGUAGCAUACGCUUCGGAUAGUCUUGAUACCUUCGUGAGAGAUGCCAAGACAAUCCUCCGAUCCUUGUUCAACACCUUUCGCUCGCUCUUCAACAACAUGCGAGUCAUCGAUGCACCUUCUCCUCAAGGCGACAUUCUGGGCGACCUUUUCCGCUAUGGUGUACUGUCUCUUCAGAUCUACGAAGGUGGAAGGGAUACGAGGGAGGAGAAGGAUGCUAUCGAGCAACUCGGUAUGGUCUUGAUCUGUUUCGAGCCACACGUCUACUCGGAAGUCUGGACGAGCAACCUCAGCUUUUACUGCAAGCAACUAUUGGACGGUCCAAACAUCAUCACCCUGUUGCAGAACAUGCUGGUCAACAACGAGGUCUCCCAUCAGACCGUUGGCAUCUUGCUCAAACAUCUUAUGAACAACCUCGAGUCGGUCGGCACGCAGAGCAAGAUUGAGGGUGCUUUGACCCUGAAACUGUUCAAGCUAUCUUUCAUGGCGGUCAAUCAGUUUAUCGAACUCAACGAGCCGGUCCUGGUGCCCUAUUUGUCCAAGUUGAUCAUCGAUUCCUUCGCCUACGCAGCGAAAGCUGAGGACCCUGCCAUUUACUAUCAGGUCUUGCGGGCCUUGUUUCGUUCGAUCGGCGGAGGUCGAUUCGAAGCUCUGUACAAAGAGGUCUUGCCAAUCUUGGAAGAGAUGCUGGAAACGCUCAACUACCUUCUGCGGCAUGCAGAGCCUUCCAAACGGGAUUUAUUCGUCGAGCUCUGUCUAACGGUUCCGGUGCGACUCACCAAUCUGCUACCGCAUCUGGGAUACCUCAUGCAUCCUUUGGUCCAUGCACUCAAUUCUGGACCGGAUCUCAUCAGUCAAGGUCUUCGAACUUUGGAACUCUGUAUAGACAACCUGACAUCCGAAUUCCUCGACCCAACCUUGGAUCCGGUCCUUCGCGAGUUGAUGACUGCGCUCUACAACCUCCUCAAACCGGUGCCGUUCAAUCAUCAGCAAGCGCAUUCGGCUGUCAAGAUUCUCGGAAAGCUGGGUGGGCGAAAUCGAAAGUUCGCGCAAACGCCUUACCUACUGGAAUUCCACCCCGUCUCUGAGGACAUUGUGCUUCAAUUCGAUGUCGAGGGUCAACAACAAGACUUCCAGAUAGCUUCAUGGGUUGAGCUCGCGGCGAGGCAUGUUCGCAAUCCGGCAGCUUACAACAGGGAAAACGCGGUCACUUUCCUCAAACAGUGCUCGUUGCUCUUUGUUUCCAGUCGAUAUCACUCGAUUGAGCAGGAGCCAGUCUUACGGAACGUGAUCAAAGGCCUGUUCGAAGCAAGUAUCGUGGAGGAGCAGCAUGACGACGUUGUGGAGCACAUCCGACUGUUAGCACACGAGGUCUUUAGACUCGAACUACAGGAGACUGCUCGGAAACAGCCGAAGGCGGGCAAGAGAUCUUCUCUGUCUCUUCGACCAUCCUCUUUCAUCCAAAGCAUCAUUCUUGCCAUGGCAGACGGGAUGGUGAACAGCGCCGAGCGGAUGAAAGAGCUAUUCGAAGUCAUUGUGAAGGACCUCCUGGCGCAAAAGAAGGAGGCCGACGAUUCUUCGGACUCGACGUCCAAAGAUAGUGGUAAUAUCAUGAUUCAGAUGCUCUUUUCACGGUCGUUUGGCCUGUGUUUCGAAGAGGAUUGGGACCGCAAGCUUGCUGGGUGUGCUGGACUCGAUAUCCUCCGGAAGCAGGAAGCGCUCGAAGGCAAAUGGCUCGCCGAGUCUCGGAAGCUCGACUAUGUUCGAGGACUUUUCUUUGUGCUUCGCGACGCGCCGAAGGACACGCCAAAAUCGCUCGAAGAGGUAGCAUCGUUGCUCAAGGACGUCAUUCGCCAAAGCAGCGUGGAUCCACAGGUCAAUCCGAGCUCGAUGUCAAAGCUCAUCGACAUGCUCGUGCUAGAGCUUCCCAGUCAGAAAACGGCUGUGCGAGAUGCAGCCAAGGAAUGCAUUGCCAUCCUCGCCGAAAUCAAGCAAGUUUCCGUUUAUGACCUGAUCUCGUCUUCUGCCAAGGAGCGAUUGCUGGACCCAGCUUCUGGCCCCAUAUUCAACAAGCCGCUAAGGGCACUGCCCUUUGGGAUGCAGAUCGGCAAUAUCGAUGCGAUCACUUAUCUACUCAACCUGACGCCGAGCUUGCCGGAAGUGAACGAGGAGCUGAACCGCUUGUUCCACGAGACGAUCGCGUUGGCUGAUGCAGAUGAUGCAAGCUUGAUCGGCCGGCAAACUCAUCACGCAUUAGAGGUAUCUCUACGCUCCUUGCGUGUCGCUUGUCUCAAGCUGCUAUGCGCGGCGAUGAACUGUGCAGAGCUUUUCGCCAAUAAUCAGAGCUCUCUCCGAUCAAGAAUCAUCUCUGUGUAUUUCAAGCACAUGUACUCGAGCUCUCCGCAAAUCGUCGAAGUCGCGCACGAAGGCCUCAAGCGAGUAUUGGCAAUCCAGACCAAGCUGCCGAAGGACAUCCUGCAAACCGGUUUGAGACCGAUCCUAGUCAACCUUGCAGACGCACGGCGAUUGAGCGUUUCUGGUCUCGAGGGUCUGGCGCGGUUCCUGGAACUCUUGACCAAUUACUUCAAGGUGGAAAUCGGGGUCAAGCUGUUGGAUCAUUUCAAAAGCCUUGCCGAACCGGCGAUGCUGACAAAUGCGGCGGCACGGCCAUACGAAGACAAUCAAGACAUUGCAAGGAUGGUCCGACUGGUCAACAUCUUCCGCCUACUCCCUCCUACGGCAAACACCUUCCUGAGAGAUCUCACGGAAUACGUUUCGGAUGCCGAGGCCAAAUUGUUGCAGUCACGACCGGGGCCUUUUACCGACAACUUGGCCUUGUAUUUCGACAAGUACCCUGUCGACGCCACGGCGUUCCUCUUGGACCGCUUGUCAAGCCCACAGUUGGUCAGGACCUACAGACAUACGCUCGAGUCCGGUAAAGCGCCGAACUUUGUUGCAGAGCUAUCAGAUCAAGCGGACAAGCUGUGCGAACUCUGCUUCCGGGAUCAAGACAAGCUUCAUCUCGUACUCCCGGGCAUUCAGAUAAUCGACGAGUUGUCCGCUACGUCUGACGACUGGUUGCUCAAGCAUGUCGACGUAUUGCAAGCGCUGGUAUCGGUCUGGCGCAACCUGGUGGCUCUGUCGAAAGGUCCUCGCGAGGAAUCCUACUCGCGAGUCUUCAGCCAAGAGCCUACUGUGAUCCUCCGGAUAUUCAUGCGUUACCUGGAAAAGCACGAGGACAUUGAGCUGCUCUUCCACGUCGUCGAGGCAUUCGAAAUACAGUCCGCCGUGGACCGAUCUGAUGUGACCGAUUUCCUAUACCGGGAAGUUGCUGCCAGCAAUAAUCUGCAGUUCAAGCGAAACGUAUUCACCCACUUCUUUAGGCUUUACGAGAAUCCGGAUGUCAGCUCGGCCUUCAAGAAGAACGCCCUCCGGUACAUCGUCAAUCCCCUUCUCUGGCUGCACUACUCGAGGCGGGGUCUUGCCACUAAGAACGAGAAUAUCAUUGUCCAGGGCGUCCCCGCUCAAAUCGCUUCUACUAUCUGGCAUCCUCUCAUCAGUGCUCGACACGGUGGCGAAGAUAGCCUGCACAUUGAGCUGCUUCACAUGUCGGCCAUUCUCGUUCACUACUGCCCAGACGUCGUUGGCGAAUUCCGCAAAGAUAUCAUCAUGGUCGCCUGGGAGUCCAUCAAGAAAGCGGGAGAUGCUACCGUCAAGCAUAUGGCUUACCUUUUAGCCGGUCGGUUCUUCAACGCUUUCGAGUCACCGCCGAACAUUGUGCGACCUACCUGGCAUGGACUUUUGCGAGUCAAAGAGACGGAAGGCAGAAACCUGUAUCGACAAGCCAUCAACCUCGUGGCCCGCUGUCUGCCUAAAAGAGAUCCGCCACAACCGAAUCAAAUCAGCUGGGCGGCAGCCACCAAAAAGGUCUUGACAGAGGAGGGCAAUGCCACGCCACAACUCGUCAGCGUUUGCGAGCUACUUGUCGGUAAUCCCGACCUGUUUUACAACAGCCGCGAUCUCUUCGUCAGCCUGAUGGCCAACUCGCUCACGAAAUUGGGAUUCGUCCCUGCUGCGACUGCCGACAUGAAGAAGCUGACGAUAGAUAUCGUCGAGCUGAUCUUCCGGUGGGAACGUCGCCGUCUGACCGGUGGCUCCCCUGUCGUCGAGGUCGAGGUCGAGAAAGGGGAAGAUACCAAAAAACGGGCAGGCUCUGGCGAAAAUCCUGAUCCCAAGCGUCAGAGGACCGAUGCCGCUGGUUCAGUCGUGUCACAGCCCGCUACAUCGUCCACUCCCAGAUCCACCUGGGAAUUACCGGUACACGUGCGGGAACUCAUCACGAGUUACUUGGUUCGGCUCGUCUCGACGUCACCCGAGAGCAUCAGUCGAGGGGGUUUGACUUUCAGAGCCGUGCAGUUAUUGAGGGAAAUCAUCGGUCCUGAUGGUUUGCCGGGUGUAACGGUGAAGCUAUCCUUUUUCCAGAGGACCAUGGCCCAAGAUAUCACCGAAUCUAACUUCAUCCAAGUCUCCAACUCUUGCGAAGUGAUUGCUAUCGUUGCUAACAGCAAAGAUAUGGACUGGAUCAAGGCCCACCUGAGCACCUUGAUGAAGUUGUUGGAAAGUGCCGUACUCAGCGAUUUCUCGCCACUGCACGACACGCUGCGGCCUCUAUUGGAAAGGAUGUUCCAAUGCCUCCCAGCGCCCGUCGAGUCUGGACAACGCGCCGAGUCGGUGAACGACGAUGUUACUGCCUUCCAUCAAUGGGCAGAGAAUAUCGCUCAGAGUCUCAACAAACCGGACAAAACUCUUACCGCCAAGGAUCGCUUGCAAGGUCCCUUGUUCGUUCUGCAAUGCUACAUCAAGAGCCGACCCGAACGACUUGCAGCUUCCGCGGGGUCGGUGGUCAAGCUCAUUACCAAGCUGACACUCGACUUGACUGGAGCCAAUCUACAAGCGAGCGUCUACGAGAAUGCCCAUCGUUCAGCGAUCGCUAUCAUGGAACUAUGCCGCGGCCACUUGGCACAGUUGGGCGAUCAACGAAGACCAUACCUCGGCGCUCUUCAUCACAUGAUAGAGCAUUGCACCAGCAUCCCGAUGUGCCGAUACAUUCUGGACAUGCUGCGGGAUUGGACACUGGUCAAGCAAGACCCCUUGCCAGCAUUCAAAGAAAAGGCCGGUCUGCUCAACCGCAUGAUCACAUAUGAAUCCAGAAGAGAUGAAGCAUCAGGCCUUUAUCACGAUUAUCUGCAGUUGAUUCUGGACAUCUUCCAGGAGCCAUCGUUGGCUCGUUCAGACCUGACAAAUAGGCUGGAGGGUGCAUUCCUGGUUGGAACUAGAUGCGGCGAUCCGAUCCUACGCUCGAAGUUCAUCGCCAUGUUGGAGAAAUCGCUCCCGACAGAUGUACCAGGCAGGUUACGGUUCAUCUUGGCUACCCAGAAUUGGGAACACGUUGCAGGCACGUAUUGGAUGACUCUCGCCACUGACCUACUGUACGCCUGUAUUGAGCGAUCGCAGCAACCGAUCGAGGAGCCGGUACCUCAAGCUGAAGGUCAGGCCGUGCUGGUCACCGCAUUGGACGCACGCUUGCUCAUCAAGUCUUUCCGAGCUCUCCUUCCACUGGAUAACGCGAUGGUGGACGAAGUCUGGGCGACUGCAUUCCAGGCUUGCUGGUCAUCUCUUGAAAGGCCCAUCCAGGUUGACGUGCAAAGAUGGUUCACGGGUCUGAUCUGCAAGGAGCAUCACAUGGAACAAGUCGAAAAACGCCCGAACGGAAUACAGACCCUCUUCCGCGGAGCCUUGGCUUGCGGUCGUGCAUUCCUGAUCCCACCCUUGGUGAUCAAGUAUUUCGGAAAGACCUUUGGCGCCUGGCAUACGGCUAUGGAACUUUUGUCGAUGGGUCUCGAGCAGACCGAUGCAGAAGAUCUCCGGGACGGCUGCGCCGACGCAUUGACUGAAAUGUAUGCGGAACUCAGUGAAGACGAUCUCUUCUACGGUCUCUGGCGCCGUAGAUGCUUACACGAUGAAACCAAUGCCGGUUUGGCUCUAGAGCAGAACGGUCUCUGGCCGAGGGCGCAGGAGGUUUACGAGCAAGCUCAGAUGAAGGUCAGAAACGGCGUCAUCCCUUAUACCGAGAACGAGUACAAUGUCUGGCAGGACCAUUGGAUCAUCGCAGCACAAAAGCUGCAACAAUGGGACAUUCUAACCGAUCUCGCUCGGCACGAAAACAACCACGAUCUCUUGCUGGAAUGCGCUUGGCGGUUAUCCGACUGGGGCUCACAGGAUCGGGAAAUGAUCGAGAGGACUCUAGAUGCCGUGUCGGACGUGCCGACCCCUCGUCGCAAGGUAUUCCAGGCCUAUACGUGCUUGAUCAAGGCGCAUACCGGGCAUGAGGAUCCCUCGAAUUUCCUUAGGGUCCUGGACGAAGCUAUCCAGCUGUCCAUGAGAAAGUGGUGUUCACUCCCGACACAGCUUUCUGCAGCACAUAUUCCUCUCUUGCAGAUGUUCCAGCAAUAUGUCGAGCUGCAGGAAGCUGCGGGUGUCUUUGAGAGCCUUUCUCAGACCAAUCGAGAGACGCUCGAGGCACGUGUGACCCAGGACUUGAAGCCCAUCUUCCAAACCUGGAGGGAACGCCUUCCAAACUUCUGGGACGACAUCAGCGUUUGGAGCGAUAUCCUCGCCUGGAGGCAGCAUGUCUUUUCGGCGGUGACCAAAGUCUACAGUCCUCUCAUCAAUGCCAACGAGCCUGGUACAUAUGGAUUCCGCGGAUUUCACGAGACCGCUUGGACGAUCAACAGGUUCGGCCAUGUCGCACGAAAGCACGGCUUGUCGGACGUUUGCCUAAGCGCUCUGGGCAAGAUUUACGCCCUGCCGAACAUCGAGAUUUCUGAAGCCUUCCUGAAGCUCCGGGAACAGGCGUUAUGUCUCUUCCAGCGACCAGAGAGAUUCGCAGAGGGGCUCGAGAGCAUCAGCACAACGAACCUGAUGUACUUUGCCAACAACCAAAAGGCCGAGUUCCUGACCUUGAAAGGAAUGUUCGUCGCCAAGCUCGGUCGUGAACACGAAGCCAACAUUGCCUUUGCUCAGGCCGUACAGGUCGAUCUGAACCUUCCAAAGGCAUGGGCAGAAUGGGGGCGAUGGAACGACCGUCUCUUCAAGGACAGGCCGAUCCGUCCGCCCGAGCAACCUGAGCCUGAGCCUGGCAAGCCACGCGUGUCAGAAAUGCAAUGGCAGCAGAGCUAUACUGCCGAACGCAUGGGCUUCGCGGCUAAUGCGGUGUCAUGUUACCUACAAGCGGCUGGACUUUACAAAUCGGCUAAAGCACGCAAGCUCCUGGUUCGAGUAUUGUGGUUGCUGGGUGUCGACGAUUCGAUCUCGACAGUCUCGCGGGCAUUCGAGUCAUACACAGGCGACGUAGCGAUCUGGUAUUGGAUCACGCUAAUUCCCCAGCUCUUGCUGUCCCUGACGCAUCGCGAGGCACGUCACGCACGAAACAUCCUGAUGAAGAUUGCGAAGAUGUUCCCUCAGGCUCUAUUCUACCAUUUGCGAACGUCGAAGGAAGACUUUACGCAGCAUCAUCGCACUCAGACGCAAGCCAGAAGAAUGGCCGAAGCUAGGCGAAUACAACAACUUCGACAGCAACAGCAACAAGCGCAUCAGAAUCAACAACAGCAGCAGUCUCACAUUGCGUCUCCCGUCCAACAGCCAGACAGGAUCGUCGAGAUGGAGGUCGAUCCUCAGGAGAGGCCCAAGCCCACCGAGGCGCCCGUUGUCAAGCAAGAAGCUUCCGAAGUUCGAAGCGCGCCUUCUGGCGACGCUUCGGAGUCCCGUACGCCUGUCACGGCAUCCGCCGAUGAUUCAAGCGCCACUGCUGCUGUGAAGCCAGAAACUGCCAUUUCUGCGACGGAUAGUCCUGCCAACGCGAACGCUACACCGCAGAUGCCUAGCAGCAUCCCUCACGUGAACGGGAACGUUCAACAGAAUUCUCAGUCACAAUCGGGCACAAAUCCCGCAGUCCUUGCGAACGUGCAGGCGGUCAUGCAAAUGUCACGUCAGCCUCAGGAAUUGUUAGAGGAGAUUCUGAACAUUUUGAAGACUGCGUUCCCCUUGCUGGCAUUGUCGAUGGAAAAAAUGGUCGACCACAUCAACGUACGCACCAAACCCCCGAUCGAGGAGGACUGUUAUCGAUUCCUUUCGGCUUUGCUCAACGAAGCGAUCGCUACAUGGACCAACAAGGGGAAAUACAAAGACGAUAACGAGUUGAUUCCCGCUCAUAUCCGCGACAAGGUUCGGGCGUUCUGCGCGCAGACGAAGCACGACCUUCGUCAGGUCAUGUACGACCAGUUUGUUUCGCAACCAAUCACGCUGCGGGAGUACAUCAUUAGGCUACAAAGAUGGCAGGAACGAUACGAAAAGGCAUUGGAUGCACGACCAAAACGAGAACAGCUCGAUCAUGGGGACUGCCUAUUGUCGGAUUUCCAUCACAGCAAAUUUGAUGAUGUCGAAAUCCCGGGUCAGUAUAUCGAACACGUCGACAAUAACAGUGGAUUUGCCAAGAUCACUCGGUUUGCGCCAACCAUGGAGGUCGCUCGCGGAUUCUGUUACUACUUCAGGCGAAUUACUAUCCUGGGGACGAACGGACGCUCGCACACAUUUGCGGUUCAAUCGCCCUCUGGACGUCAUUGUAGACGAGAAGAGAGGUUGACGCAGCUUUUCCGAAUUCUUAAUACCGUGCUUCAGAAGCGAAAGGAGAGCAGAAAGAGAAACCUGUCGAUUCAUUUGCCAGCCGCCAUUCCCUUGACGCCGACGCUACGCCUGGUUACGAGCGACAACAGCUACGUCAGUUUGCAGGAUGUCUUUGACGAACAUUGCCGAAGGAUGGACAUGGGUCGUGACAAACCGACGCUCGAAUUCAUCGACAAGUGGCGUCAGAUCUACGUGCCAAGCGAAACUCCCGAUCGAGAUCAGCAUACCAUUGAGUACAAGGUCGCGAGAAUGGAACUGGUCGAGGAGGUUGCUGCGAAAUACGUGCCUGAGAACAUUUUGACAAACUACAUGAUUCGCACAAUGUCGAACCCCUCUUCCCUCUGGCUGAUGCGCAAGCACUUUGCCUUGCAAACGGCCUCGACGAUAUUCCUCUCUUACAUCGCCUGCUUGAGCAAUCGCAACCCCAACCGAUUCCAUUUCAGCCUGAAGACGGGAUUGAUUUUCAUGACCGAGCUAUUUGCAUCCUUCGAUACGCAACGACCUGGUCACAAAUCGCCUGACCCAGUGCCGUUCAGACUGACGCCGAACAUGCAACACUUUAUUACGCCUGCUGGAAUCGAAGGGCUGCUUACGUCUGGAGUCAUGGCCAUGGCUAGAAGCUUGUCGAAUCCCGAAUUUGACCUGGAGAGCUCGCUUAGUCUCUUCUUGCGAGACGAGAUUUCGCUAUGGUUCACCAUGUACGGCAAAGCAAGCGACCAUCCGAUUUCCGUCCUGAACUGCAGCGCGGAAUGGGUGCAAAGAUGCAGCGAGCUGGCCUAUACCGGAGAUGCGGCUGACAAGGUGAGCUCAGUGACUGCAGGCAUUGCAACAUUUUUCUCGGGACUGACACAGUCGCCAUUGACGUGUAGAACGAGACCUUGCCUAUCACACAAGUCAUUACAAGCCUGAUCUGCCAGGCCACGAACACACAACUUUUGGCUCUUACGUCGCCAGACUUCCAACCUUGGUUCUGAGCGACUUAUACCCUUCUUUUUGGACAGAAUAUCCCUUUCGAUUUCGUACGGUUGUAGCAUAUUAGACUAAUAUAGCGCAUAUUGAUUCAUCAUGUGAUGUACACUCGAUCCACGCUUAUACGCCUGUG